GGCCCCGCCCGCCUGGCCGCGCCGGAGGCCCGGGAGCCCGGAGUCCGGAAGCGGCGGAGCGGGGAGUGCCCGGGAUCGGGGGCGCCGGGAGCGUCGAGGACCCAGAACUGGGGGCCCCGGAGCGAGCCGGAUCCUCAGCAGGAUGACUGUGGGAAUCUUUGCAAAUUGUACCUUCUGUUUGAAAGUCAAGUCCUUACCUCGGCAGCAGAAGAAAAAGCUACAAACUGACAUCACGGAAAAUGGGGGAAAGUUUUCCCUUUUAUUAAAUCCUCAGUGCACACAUAUAAUCUUAGACAAUGCUGAUGUUCUGAGUCAAUAUCAAUUGAACUCUAUCCAAAAGAACCACAUUCAUAUAGCAAACCCAGAUUUUAUAUGGGAAUCUGUCAAAGAAAGGAGACUCUUGGAUGUAGAGAAUUAUGAUCCCAGGCAGUCACUGGACAUCACACCAUGUCCUGAUCAAAAGGCGAGCAGUUCUGAAGUGAAAACAGACGAUCUAUCCCUGGACGGUGCCUCAGAGAAGAAAAACAUUGUGGAAUUCACUAAGAUUUAUACAGAAGAUGUUGAAAUUUCUCAUUUUCCUCAAGAUUUUGAAGUUGCAAAAUAUAACACCUUGGAAAAAGUGGGGGUGGAGGGAGGCCGGGAAGCUGUGGUGGUGGAGCUGCAGUGCUCCCAGGACCCCGGGGACCAUCCUUUUCUGAUAUCCACGCACUUCCUCCUGGCGGACGGCAUGCAGCAUAGAAGACAGUUCACUGCAAAGAAAACCUCUGCGGAUGCAAGCGAAUACUAUGAAAAUUACAUUGAAGAGCUGAAGGAACAAGGAUUUCUACUGAGAGAACAUUUUACACCCGAGGCAACCCAAUUAGCAUCUGAAAAAUUGCAAGCAUUGCUCUUGGAGGAGGUCAUAAAUUCAAGCACUCUGAGCCGAGAGGUGGGCGACUUGGUGGAGAUGAUUUGGGCGGAGGCCCUGGGCCACCUGGAGCACACGCUUCUCAAGCCCGUGAACAGCAUCAGCCUCAACGAUGUGAGCAGGGCAGAGGGAAUUCUCCAGUUAGUUAGGACAGCACUGAAAACUGGAGAGACGGCAGAGCAGUUGCAGAAGACGAUGGCUGAGUUCUACAGGCUGAUACCUCACAAGACUCCAGCACCUGAAGAAGUUAACUUGGGACUGUUAGCUAAGAAAGAGGACCUUUGCCAGCUAAUCAGAGACCUGGUUAAUGUCUGUGAAACUAGCUUGUCUAAACCUAACCCACCAUCUCUUGCCAAAUACCGGGCUUUGAGAUGCAAAAUUGAGCAUGUUGAACAGAACACUGAAGAAUUUUUCAGGGUUAAAAAAGUGGUAUUGCAGAAUAAUCGCAGUGCGAGUCCAGUGGAUAUCUUGGAGAUAUUUAGGGUUGGGAGAGUGAACGAAACCACAGAGUUUCUGAGCAGACUUGGCAACGUCAGGCCCUUGCUGCACGGCUCCGCGGUGCGAAACGCCGUCGGAAUCCUGUCUCGAGGGUUGCUUUUACCCAAAGUAGUUGAAGAUCGUGGCGUGAAAAGAACAGAUAUUGGAAAUCUUGGGAGUGGGAUUUAUUUCAGCGAUUCACUCAGCACAAGUGUCAAGUAUGCACACCCAGGGGAGACAGACGGCACCAGGCUCCUGGUAGUUUGUGACGUAGCCCUCGGGAAGUGUAUGGACUUACACAAGAAGGACUCGUCCUUAACUGAGGCACCAGCAGGCUACGACAGCGUGCAUGGAGUUUCAGAAGCCGCCUCUGUCGCCACAGACUUUGAGGAUGAUGAAUUUGUUGUCUAUAAAACCAAUCAGGUUAAAAUGAAAUAUGUUGUUAAAUUUUGCAUGCCUGGAGAUCAAAUAAAGGACUUUCAUCCUCCAGAUAAUGCUGAAUUAGAGGAACACAGACCCGAGUUUUCAGAUUUUUCAAAAGUUGAAGAUUACCAGUUACCAGACACCAAACCUCCCAGCGACACCAAGGCCGGCCUGCAGGACCCCUCUGGGAACCUGGUUCCCCUCGAGGAUGUCCACAUCAAGGGGCGAAUAAUAGACUUUGUAGCCCAGGUCGUGGUUUUUCAGACGUACACAAAUCAAAGUCCUGUGCCCAUUGAGGCAAAAUACGUCUUUCCUUUGGAUGAGAAGGCGGCUGUGUGUGGCUUUGAGGCCUUCAUCAACGGGAAGCACAUAGUCGGAGAGGUGAAGGAGAAGGAGGAAGCCCGGCGGGAGUACCGCGCGGCCGUCAGCCAGGGCCACGGCGCUUACCUGAUGGAUCAGGAAGCCCCGGACAUUUUUACCGUCAGUGUUGGGAACUUACCCCCCAGGGCUAAGGUUCUUAUCAAGGUUACCUACAUCACGGAGCUCAGCAUCCAAGGCGCUGCUGCCGUCUUCUUCCUGCCGGCCGCCGUCGCGCCCUGGCAGCGGGACAGGGCUCUGAACGAAAACCUGCAGGAUACAGUAAAGAAGAUUUGUAUAAAGGAAAUAGGAACAAAGCAAAGCUUCUCUUUGACUAUGUCUAUUGAGAUGCCAUACGUGAUUGAAUUCAUUUCCAGUGACACACAUGAAUUGAAACAAAAGCGCACAGACUGCAAAGCUGUAGUCAGCACUGCGGAAGGCAGCUCCCUGGACAGCAGUGGAUUCUCUCUCCGCAUCGGUUUGUCUGAAGCGUAUCUCCCAAGAAUGUGGGUUGAAAAACAUCCAGACCAAGAAAGCGAGGCUUGCAUGCUCGUCUUUCAACCCGACCUCCAGGUGGGCCUCCCUGACCGAGCCGACGAGAGCGAAGUGAUCAUUUGUCUCGACUGCUCCAAUUCCAUGGAGGGCGUGACGUUCCUGCAAGCCAAGCAGAUCGCUUUGCACGCGCUGUCCUUGGUGGGUGAGAAGCAAAAAGUAAACAUCGUCCAGUUCGGCACAGGUUACAAGGAGUUAUUUUCAUAUCCCAAGUACGUCCCAAGCAGUGUCGUGCCGGCAGAGUUCAUCAUGUCGGCCACUCCCACCAUGGGCAACACAGAGUUCUGGAAAACGCUCCGAUAUUUGAGUCUACUGUACCCUAGUCAGGGGUCACGGGACAUUCUCCUUGUGUCUGACGGGCACCUCCAGCAUGAGAGCCUGACGCUGCAGCUCGUGAGGAGGAGCCUCCCCCACACCAGGCUGUUUGCCUGCGGCGUCGGUUCUACAGCAAAUCGUCAUGUCUUAAGGACUCUGUCCCAGUGUGGUGCCGGAGUAUUUGAAUAUUUUAACACAAAAUCCAAACAUAAUUGGAAAAAACAGAUAGAAGACCAGAUGGCCAGGUUACGUUCUCCCAGUUGUCACUCUGUCUCCGUCAAGUGGCAGCAACUCAGCACAGACGCGCCGGAGCCCCUGCAGGCCCCAGCCCAGGUGCCAUCCCUGUUCCACAACGAUCGACUCCUUGUCUAUGGGUUUAUCCCUCAUUGUACACAGGCAACCCUAUGUGCACUAAUUCAAGAGAAAGAAUUUUGUACGAUGGUGUCAACUACUGAGCUUCAGAAGACAACUGGAACUAUGAUUCACAAGCUGACAGCACGCGCUCUAAUCCGAGAUUAUGAAGAUGGCAUUCUUCACGAAAAUGAAACCGGCCACGAGAUGAAGAAACAAAUCUUGAAAUCUGUGAUUAUUAAACUCAGUAAAGAAAACUCUCUCAUAACACAAUUCACAAGCUUUGUGGCAGUUGAGAAAAGGGAUGAGAAUGAGUCUCCUCUUCCUAAUGUGCCAAGUGUUUCUGAACUUAUUGCCAAAGAAGACGUAGACCUUCUGCCGUACAUGACUUGGCAGGAGGAUCACCCAGAUGCCGGCGGGAUGCAGCCUCUUUCAGCAUCCUCGGAAAGGAACGAAGAAGUAUGUUUCACCGAAUAUACACGCACGGCUGCACGGAAACGUAGACCGCGCACCGGGAAAGCGUCCCCGGACGCCGAAGGGCCGAGCCCACGUUCGCAACUAGCGGCACGAGCCUCCACACCCCGUUUUGAGUGGAAGGGUGUGGCGAAGCCCUCGGCUCUACGGCGUUGUUCAAGUAAACCAACAGGAGUUCCGCCGCAGCCCUGCAGCGCCCUUUACCAAGAAGCGCCUCUUUGCGGCUUCGCUCCGGCCGCCGCAGCCGCGCGUCCGCCUCGCCGGGCACUCCCCCCUCGCCCCGCCCCCGGCCUCCCUCCUCCUCCUCCUCCCCACGCUCCUCCUGCCCCCGCCCUCCGCUCCUCCCGCGCCCCCCCUCCCCUCCUCCCGCCACCGCCCCUCCCUCCUCUUGCCCCCCUCCCCGGCUCCGCCCUCCUCCCGCCACCGCCCCUCCCUCCUCUUGCCCCCCUCCCCGGCUCCGCCCUCCUCCCGCCACCGCCCCGCCCUCCUGCCCCCGCCCCCCCUCCGCCUGCCCCCGCUCCUCCCCCCCUCCCCGGCCCCGCCUUCGGCUCUCAGUGCGGUCUGUUUGGUUCUUUUCCCCGUCCCGGGCUUCUUGGCCCACCCCAGUAUGGCCGAGGCUUUGAGAGCGGCGGCUUUGCCGCCGCUGACUCUUUCCGUCUCGGGUCAGCUGCUCUCCCCCCACCGCCUCCCGGGCCCCCCGCUGGCGGCGCUUUUCCGGGUCACUCGUGCCGUGAGCUUCGUGACGGGGAGGGCAGCCCUUCUGCUGGCACGUCCCCCGCGCUGUGCCGGCCCCGGCCGCCGGCUCUUUCUCUCCCUCGUCCCAGAGCUGCGCCUCCCACCGAGGCUUUUACUUUUCUCCUAUCCUCUGCCCCCUUUGCUUUUCGUUCUGAAAGUUACUCGGUCCCUUUGAGCACCAGUCACAAGCCGCCAGUAGAUUUGCCUGAGCUUACGUCCAGUGGCCCAGGGCGUCUGUCACCUCCGCCUGCUAGAACUGCCUCGUCACUUUCUCUCGAAGGUCACUGGGCUGACUCAAGUCCUGAAAGCCUUUGUGAAACGGAAUGUGGUGACUUAGCGCCAUUCCUAAGGCAGUCAUAUCUUAAGGUAACAAGUGACUUCCCUGCGAGCCUUCAGGCAGGACAGACGGACGAAAUAGUCUGCAAACAAAGCCGGGGCAGUGUCGUGCCUUGGACUGAACUCUUCAGUCUACAAACUGAGGAUGGCUUCUGGAAACUUACAGCAGAGCUAGGAUUUAUAUUAAACCUUAAUAUAGAUGCUUUACUCAGGUUUCUUGAAGAAAAAGGCAUUCAAUCUCUAGGUAUAAAAGGAAGAGAACGUCUCCUGGACCUAAUUGCCACAUUGCUAGUGCUACAGUUUCUUAGGACCAGGUUGGAACACGAGGGAAUAGUCUUCAAAUCACUGAUGAAAUUGGAUGACGCUGCUUCCAUUUCCAGGAAUAUUCCCUGGGAUUUCGAGGCAAUAAAGAAAGCGAAUGAAUGGGUAAGAAGAACCGAGGGACAGUACCCAUCUAUCUGCCCACGGCUGGAACUGGGUAAAGACUGGGACUCUGCCACCAAGCAGCUGCUGGGACUUCAGCCCGUAAACACCGCCUCUCCUCUUCACAGAGUCCUUCGUUACAGCCAAGGCUGAACCGAAUGAAAUUGGAUUUGGAUUUUAAGCUUUCCUCAUGCUUCUGUAUAGAAAAUAAUCAAACGUUAAUAAAUGCCUGUCAUGAAAUUUAAUUAUGAUUUUAUUUAGUAUAGCAAUCAGUCCCUUUAAAAUAAGGCAAAUAAAUGGAAGCCCAACAGAUUGUUUUAACCAACUAACGAGCAAUAAUAAAAUGAAAAUUACAAUAUUA
Lemur catta (Ring-tailed lemur) is the source of this 5711-nucleotide messenger RNA. RefSeq names its product poly(ADP-ribose) polymerase family member 4 (gene PARP4). The record is from RefSeq and is a predicted model, not a curated record. NCBI's taxonomy places the organism in Eukaryota, Metazoa, Chordata, Mammalia, Primates, Lemuridae. Bases 143 to 5503 code for a protein of 1786 amino acids. Gene Ontology annotation, molecular function: NAD+ poly-ADP-ribosyltransferase activity. The transcript is spliced from 34 exons.